CACAAUAACCUCCCGACACUUGUCUCUAGCCAAAAAUCCACCAAAUAAUCAGACAUUUUCGUAACAUCCUCCCAAUUUUUUAUAAUCUAGUGGAAAUAAUAAUAAUUAUAAGGCAUAAUUAAGUAAACGAGACCUCCAGGAUGGAUAGUCGAUUGUUUAAAAUUUAUAAUCAAAAGGACUUCGAUAGUAUUACAAAAGGGAUUAAAGUCGCCAAAUGCAUGAGACUGAAGUCAUCGAUAGUUCCGGAUCCGGAAACAAUAUUUUCUCAGCUGGAGGACUUGACUGUGUCUGAUUCCCUGAGCUGUUCGUUCUGCAAUAAAACGUUUGAGGAUCAGGCGGAGCAGAGGUGCCACUACAAGCUGGACUGGCACAGAUACAACCUGAAGCAACGACUCCGAGGAUCCAAGUCGAUAACUGAAGAUCAGUUUGAUAUUCUUGCUGAUGAAGAUGACGUCUCGAGCCUCUCGGGCUCCGAGUCCGACCCGGAGAAUGGCUCUGAGACGAACUCCACGGACACGACGACUCCGAGAGCUCUGGACGAUUCCAAGUGCUCGCCAAGCAGUAGCUCGCGAGCUAAAAGGCUCGAUCGCAAGCUCAUGAUUGCUUGUGUCUCCUCCGAUUCCGAGACAGACGAGACAUCGGAGGCUGCCGAGAGGCGGAAGCAUGACGCCCUCACCGCUACUGCCAGUCGACACUCGAAGGUCUUCUUCGAGAACUCCGAAGGUAACAUUUUCAGUAUUUACCGUUGCCUCCUGCACUCGAAGAAAUCAAUUCCCUCGUCAAACGACGAGAUGAUCACCCAGGCAUUGAACAGCGGUAAGAAAACAACCUGGACAGUGAUAAUGGUGGGUGGUGGUCACUUCGCAGCAGGAGUUUUCCAGAAUGGCGAGGCACUGGUCCACAAAACCUUCCACACGUACACAGUCCGAGCUAAGCAGGGGUCAAGCCAGUCCCAAAGGGACAACCGAGGUGCUGGCUACCAAAAGAGUGCUGGUGCCAGUCUUCGUCGUUACAACGAGUCCCUUCUGGUGCAGCACGUCCAGGAGAUCCUGGACUCCUGGAGCAGCCACAUCACCAGCUCAUCCCUGAUCCUGUACAGGGCAGUGGGUCCUCAAAAUCGUACCGUCCUCUUCGGCGGUAAGAGCCCUCCCCUCGAUAAAACCGAUCCGAGACUCCGUCCCCUGCCAUUUCCCACGAGACGAGCGACAUUCAGCGAAGUCCAGAGGGUCUACGACAUCCUGACGACAGUCGAAAUUUAUGGUUCUGCCUCUGACUUCACUGACACAUUUCCCAUCUCCCCGAGACAGCCAAUUCGCAGGAAAAUUCCUCGAGUCGAUCUUCUGGGUGAAAUUCCAGAGCAGAAACCUGAGGAGAAAGUCGGGGAACACGCGUCAUCCCCGGAGGAGGUCGAAAUCAGGAGUAAAUCAUCAGGGGAGAGGCAGAAGAGCCCCAUCUGUCAGAUGGAUAGAGCGAAGUCACGAAAAAGCCCUACUAGGUCACGGCCUGAUAUUGACAUGAUGUGGGCGCUGUCCUCUUCUACCGAGUCUGAGGACGACGUGCUCCUCCAGGUGCUGGAACACCUCUGUGGAAUUGAUUUUAAGGAGAAUCUACUGGCCUUCGAGGACACCACUCCCAGGCGCACCAGGCAGAAGAAGAUGAAGAAGCGGAGAACGAAGGUGAAGAAGGAAAAACCUGAGAGAGUUGUCAAUCGAGUGCUCCAGGAGUCGGUGGUGAAGCUGUGGACUGCAUGCAGGAUGGGAAAUGUGGAGUUGCUGAAAGAGACCUGGGGGAUACUCCUGGGGGAGGUCAAGAGGUGGGAGAAUGGGGUGUGGCCACCUGGGGGUGGAGAACCUGGGGAGAAAGAGAAUAAUGAAACCUCUUUGAAGAUGUGUGAACUCCUGGAGGUAAUCAACAAGGGAGAUGACGAGGGAAAUACCCUCCUGCAUAUAGCUGCCAUCACGGGGCACCUGGAGGUCAUUUGGAUUCUCAUGGAGAUGGGGGCAAAUCCCUGUGCGAAAAACAAAAGAUAUCAGACCCCAUAUGCUUCGAGUAAGAAUAAAGAGACGAGGAAUACUUUUCGGAGAUUUAUGGCUGCGAAUCCUGAUAAAUUUGAUUAUCAUAAGUCACAGAUACCUGCACCUCUUACUGAGGAGAUCGAAGCCGAGGAGAUGAACAAGAAGAGGAUGCUGAGGAAGACCAAGAGGGAGAAGGAGAGGGCCAAGAAGAGGGAGUUCGAGAUGAAGAAGGAGGAAGAGAAGUCCAAGCAGAGAUUUCUCAAUCUGUCCGACAGGGAGAAAAGAGCACUGGCUGCUGAGCAGAGGAUCAUCAAGGAGAAUGGGGUUGUCGUUGCCAGGUGCUUCCAGUGCGCUGCUGAUAUGUCUGGGAAGGUGCCCUUUGAAUAUAAUUCCAAUAGGUUUUGCUCCAUGCCCUGCUUAAAGGAGCACAGGCUGCAUAAUAAAUUCACUGCUUGAAAGUUCGUCUGAGGGGAAAUUUUUCCCCUGGAGAAAAAUUAUAUUUGCGGCUUUUCCUCUGGAGGAUAUCUGUGGGGGAAUUUAUUCAGUGGGAAAAGUCCUGGGGAAAUUUUCCUCGGGGGAAAACUCAGGUAUCUCAUUCGAGGGGAAAAAUUCCCAGUUUCCCCAGGGGGAAUCCCCUCUAAGAAUUUUCCCCUGGGAAAAAUAUUCAGGGACUUCGUUUCCGGGAGAAGUUCUCGAGGAGUUUUUCCCCUGG
Messenger RNA from Fopius arisanus, 2727 nucleotides. RefSeq names its product ankyrin repeat and zinc finger domain-containing protein 1-like. NCBI's taxonomy places the organism in Eukaryota, Metazoa, Arthropoda, Insecta, Hymenoptera, Braconidae. Gene Ontology annotation, molecular function: protein binding; nucleic acid binding; zinc ion binding. The record is from RefSeq and is a predicted model, not a curated record. The transcript is spliced from 4 exons. The coding region runs from base 141 to 2471 and encodes 776 amino acids.